UUGUUAUUUUUCUGCAACAAGAUGGCGGUCGUUCAAGAGAACAGAGUCCUCUCCUUCAGUGUUUUUAAAUGGAGCUCUUAUUCCUCUACAUAUUUGCCAGAAAACAUCUUAGUGGACAAACCAAAUGACCAGUCCUCCAGGUGGUCGUCGGAGAGCAACUACCCUCCACAGUACUUAAUGUUGAAAAUGGAAAGGCCAGCCAUCGUUCAGAGCAUCACCUUUGGGAAGUAUGAGAAGACUCACGUUUGCAACCUGAAGAAGUUCAAAGUGUUUGGUGGGAUGAGUGAGGAGAACAUGACAGAACUCCUGUCCAGUGGCCUUAAAAAUGACUACAAUAAGGAGACAUUCACCUUGAAACACAAGAUUGAUGAACAGAUGUUUCCCUGCCGAUUUGUUAAAAUAGUGCCUCUGAUGUCUUGGGGGCCCAGUUUUAACUUCAGUAUCUGGUACAUUGAGCUGCAUGGCAUAGAGGACCCUGAUGUAGUCCAGCCCUGCCUUAACUGGUACAGCAAGUACCGUGAACAGGAAGCCAUCCGCCUGUGCCUGAAGCACUUCCGGCAGCACAACUACACCGAGGCCUUCGAGUCGCUGCAGAAGAAGACACGCAUAGCGCUGGAACAUCCCAUGCUGACGCACCUACACGACCGCCUGGUGCUCCGGGGCGACUUCGACGCCUGCGAGGAGCUCAUUGACAAAGCUGUCAAAGACGGUUUGUUUAACCAGUACAUCAGCCAGCAAGAGUACAAGCCAAGAUGGAGUCAGAUCAUCCCCAAGAGUAACAAAGACGACGAGGAUGACAACCGGCCGGGAAUGAGGGGGGGUCAUCAGAUGGUAAUUGAUGUUCAGACAGAGACUGUAUAUCUUUUCGGUGGCUGGGAUGGCACACAGGACUUGGCUGACUUCUGGGCCUACAGCGUUCAGGAGAACCAAUGGGUCUGCAUCUCUAGAGACACAGAGAAGGAGAGUGGUCCAGUGCACGGUCCUGUCACAAGGAUGUGCAUCGAUAGCCAGCGGCGGCAGAUCUACACACUGGGUCGUUACCUGGACUCCAGUGUCAGAAACAGCAAGUCUCUGAAGAGAUUCUACCGCUACGACAUUGACGCUAACACUGCGACGCUGCUAAGCGAGGACACGUCGGCGGAUGGCGGGCCCAAGCUGGUGUUUGACCACCAGAUGUGUAUGGACUCAGAGAAGCACAUGAUCUAUACGUUUGGUGGUCGGAUCCUGACGUGUAUGGCAGUGUGGAGGGACAGCAGGACCUCCGAGCCCCAGUUCAGUGGCCUUUAUGCCUUCCACUAGCCAGGCCGAAACUGGAGCCUGCUCCGAGAAGACUCCUGCAACGGGCCUGAGGAUGUCCAGUCACGCAUUGGGCAUUGCAUGCUCUUCCAUACUAGAAAUCGUUGUCUGUACGUGUUUGGAGGUCAGAGGAUCAAAGACCUACCUGAUGCCUUCUUCAGCUACGAGGUUGACGGGGACCAUGUGGAGAUCAUCUCCGAUGGAACAAAGAAGAUUCGGGCCAUGGUGCCCAUGACAGGUUUCACCCAGAGGGCCACCAUAGACCCCGAACUGAAUGAGAUCCAUGUCCUGUCUGGCCUCAGCAAGGACAAGGACAAACGAGAGGAAAACGUUCGCAACUCUUUCUGGAUCUACGACAUUGCACGCAACAACUGGUCGUGUGUGUAUAAGAAUGACCAGGCGGUGAAGGAGAACCCCAGUAAGGUUCUGCAGGAAGAGGAGCCUUGUCCGCGUUUUGCACACCAGCUGGUCUAUGAUGAGAUGCAUAAGGUGCACUAUCUGUUUGGCGGUAACCCAGGGAAGUCAUGCUCCCCUAAGAUGCGUCUGGACGACUUCUGGUCCCUCAAGCUGUGUCGCCCUUCUAAAGAGUACCUGCUCCGCCAUUGCCGAUACCUAAUAAGGAAGUACAGGUUUGAAGAGAAGGCCCAGUCCGAACCUCUGAAUGCUCUGAAGUACCUGCAGAACGACCUGUCUCUCACCGUGGAUCACACCGACCCUGACGAGACCAAAGAGUUCCAGCUCCUUCCCUCGGCUCUCUUCAAGUCCAGCUCUGACUUCAUCCCUCUGGGUUUCUCAGAUGUGGACCAGACAUAUGCUCAGCGCACACAGCUCUUCGACACGCUUGUCAACUUCUUCCCGGACUGCAUGACCCCGCCCAAGGGUAACCUCGUUGACCUCAUCACCCUGUAGCCCCGCCCCACUACCCUAUGCACCACACCCUAACAAGACUCUUUCUGAUUGGCUGGCCCACAGCCAAACAUACUAUUUUUCUACACUUGACCCUGAGGUGCUAGUGGACGGCACUCUCCUGCCCCUCUCUUCAGGGUGUUGGUUCUUCAACGGCGGUACUAAACUGAACUUAACGGGCAAAAGAGGACCAGACCACUUGCCAUAAAAGGGGGUGAUACUGAAUAUCACUGUGUCAAAAUAAAGGAAAAAAAAUCAUACACCCAUCCCUGAAAUCGAGUGUUUCCUCGGCCUGAUAGUAUUUUUUGAGAUGUUAUUUACAGUGCAAACCGCUUUGAUUUUCAUUUUUUUGUUUGUGGCAAGGUUUACAUGAAGAGGCUUUUGCACCUGUGUUUUAGUUAGCUUGGCGUUAGUAGCUUUUUAGAUCAAGGAGGGUCUCAAUUCCUCAUCUUCUCCCCAUCUGUCUUGCGUCUGUCUCUCAUUCACACGCACAAACCUGCUUAAGUAGUUUAACUUAACUGGGCCCUGCUGUUAUUGGUGCCCACAUUAUAUACCCCUAUUUAUAAUAAUGAUCGCCGUGCUGUUUUACACUACUUGUCAAAAUGUGAAUCGUGUCAUAUAGAAAUAGUCAAAUGUGCUUAAAAGACAAUAUAUUUGUCAGAUGAGCUUUUACAUGCCCCGCUGAAUCUUGGAUAUCCAUAUACCAAUCAAUCAUAAUUAUAGUAAACCAAUUAAUUAAAUCAUUCUGGGGUUUUAGGGGGGGUCUUUGUCAAGUCGUCAGUAGCCUGUGAUUCUGGCUUUUAUGAUGUAACAUGGCUCAUUCACUAACCUACCCUAUCUGGGGUAAUAUCCAUUUCUGUUUCUCAUUGGAAAUGGAAGCUAGGUCCAAGAAACAGUAUCUCUUGAAAAUAAAAAGAUGGCCACACGUCGCUAUGGGUAAUGUGUCAGUGAUGCAUGGUGGCACAAUGUAGUCUCCAAUGGGAUGAUGUUUCUUCUUCCUAACAUUAUCCCCAGUCCCCAUCUUCUAAAAUAACUGCAUGGUAUCAUCAUGCUGUCUCAGAGGGAGUCUUUAAUUGUAAAAACUGACCCAUGGCUAGUGUACAUGCGCACACAUCUUAGGAUUGGCAAGGAUUCAUCUUCUGCAACAUGAGUUAUCUUAUAGGUAAAUAUGAAAAUUGCCUUUCAUUCAGGGGGAGCUUCAUUCAGCUGGUGUUUUUUUGUAGUUGUCUUCAAUCUUCUGGACGCUAGUCUUUCCCCAGGCAGAAAUGGAAUGUCCUUUUAGCUAUUCAGUAACUCUUCUUUCACCUCUUUGUGAAGAACUGUGGACACUUCUUAGAAACUGUAUGUCUAUAUUUGGGAAUCAAAAGGCAACAGGUCAAGGAGAGAUGGAUAGUAUAGUGAACCCUGGUCUUCGGUGGCAUGAAGCCGGGAGUGUUACCACUUGACCACAGCCCUGUUUCAAUACUUCAAACAUUCAGGUGGUUUCAAAGUAGGAAUAUAAGCACUGUCCUUACCACUGAGUAAACCCAAUUACAUAAUUCCUGCCUCCUAUGGUUUCCCCCAGUGUUUUCAGGUUUUUGGUCACAAAAUGACAUCAAAAUCGUCCAUCAUAAAUUCUUAAACAACACCUGGUCUUGAGAUCUGAGAAACAUAUAUUUAUUUUAGUUAUAGGUCUACCCUGCACAGAUGGGGACAUUCUUGUUUUUCCUCUUCUAAAGGUUUUAGGAAAUAUAAAUCAUUGAUGCGUUUGGUACAUAUCUUAUGGAUAAAUGCAUUUUAAAAGGAUUUUGUUAAUUCCCUACUAAAUUCAAAAAAAAAAAAAAAUUACUGAAUUCUUGUCUGGAUUCUCUGAUUCCGUCCAUGUUUUUUGUAUCUUAGAAUGUAUAGAUCCCUAGUCUCCAUAAAAAUAUUUAUGACAAAAAAAAGCUCCCUUACAGAUGUCUGCAUUUUAUCCAUACUCUGAAGGCAACAGGAGCAAUUGCAAAAAGUCUCUAACACCAGUUUGCUAAGUCAACAAGUGUAGAUAAAGCUUGCUGGCUAACAUUGGUUAUGCUUGAAUUUGAAAAAGUAAUGGGCCAAGUUCUUCUGCAGGUCAUGAGUUAAGCUUUUGCCACGCCAUUUCCAAAAAAGUUGCAAUGAUGUGCAAGUCAUUUAUGCGUAUAUUUAAUUGAACAUAGUACAAAGACAAAAUAUCUAAUAUUAAAACAGGAAUUGUUGUUUUUGUUUUUAAAAAAAAGGCAUUUUUACUGCUGUGUUGCAUUGCCUCUAACAAUACUCUGUAAGUAUUUAGGAACUGAGGAGACCAGUUGCUGUAAUUCUGAAAGUGAAAUGUAUUCCCAUUC
Messenger RNA from Esox lucius (northern pike), 4544 nucleotides. It is a transcript of the gene mkln1, whose product is annotated as muskelin 1, intracellular mediator containing kelch motifs. Gene Ontology annotation, molecular function: protein binding. Lineage: Eukaryota; Metazoa; Chordata; Actinopteri; Esociformes; Esocidae. The record is from RefSeq and is a predicted model, not a curated record. Gene Ontology annotation, cellular component: cytoplasm.